Messenger RNA from Pectinophora gossypiella (pink bollworm), 5527 nucleotides. RefSeq lists its product as uncharacterized. NCBI's taxonomy places the organism in Eukaryota, Metazoa, Arthropoda, Insecta, Lepidoptera, Gelechiidae. The record is from RefSeq and is a predicted model, not a curated record. The transcript has 11 exons. The coding region runs from base 171 to 4985 and encodes 1604 amino acids.
CGCUGGGUUCACUCACGCUGAUCACAGAGUUCGUUCGUUAAGAGGCGUUCGUUUCGUUUAUUGAUCGUGCGUGUUGUUCGCGCGCCGGGUUUUGUUUUUAGGUUUUAGUGAAUAAAAUGUGAAUUAACCAGUGCUUCAGUGAUAUGUGAGCAUUAAAAGCACAAUCGACAAUGGGUGAUAUGCUUGAUGAUCUAGUUCUUGACUUCGAUCUCAACUAUCUCGAGGGAGCAUCAAAUCAUUCAGUGAUACCGGGGCAUAGUAAGCCAUUAAAGCCUAAUAUACAGCCACAGCAGCGACCACCAAACAAGAAAAAUCUUUUGUUAAAACAAAAACUAGUUGUAACAAACACCCUCAUCAAGAAAUAUCAUGAAAAUGCAAAACUAAUAACGGAAACGCAAAAUUUGCUCUUUGCUUCCAAGGAGGAAUGUAGGAAAGUUUGCAUCGAUUAUAAAAAUGCAUUAGAAAAAAUUGCAUAUGUAGAAAAGGAAUUUGAAAUACUUAAAAACCAGUUUCUAUCAGAGAAAUCAAAGUUAUUUGCAGAAAAGAACAAUACUGUAGCAAUUGAAUCUUAUGCAAAACAACUUCAGUUGUUGCUGAAAGAGAGAGAUGAUCUAAUUGAAUCAGUCAAGGAGGAAUGCAAAGUAGCUAAGGCUCAUCUCAAAGAAUCUGAAAAAACAAAUGCUUUACUUAAGAAAGAAAAAGAAGUUCUUUCCAAAAACAUCCAACACCUUGCAAAUUUAGUAUUUUUGAAAAAGACGACAUUGAAUAAGACAGAUAAAGCACUUGUUGCGAAAUAUAGGAUAAAUAAUGAAAAUCAUGAUGGAAUAGAUUCACUUUACGAAGACAUAAGCAGUGGCAGUGAAUUUGAUGACAUUGAUGAAUUGUCCAUACCAACAGCAGUGGAUGACUUUAAAGAGGCCAACACAAAAAAGAUUACUAUCUUAUCUGAUGUAUUGAUUGCUAAAAAUAUAGAAUUGGAACAUAUUACAAAGAAAGAUUAUAACGUUAACGAUCAUGAUUCAGAUGUUGGUAGUGAGGUUGUUAGUUUGGAUACAGGCAGAGGAUCGUCUCUUGAGUUUUCUGAUAGUGAGAAAUGUAUCAACAGCCCAGAUUACUUCAGUGCUGACAGUCCGUUAAGUAUUGAUCUUAAUAAUAAGAAACAAGGGGAUGCUGUCGAAAGUUCAAUUACAGUGAAAGAAACAAAUGAAACCCUUAAGAGCCCUAUACCAUUCGGGAGAAACAAUACAUCAGCUGAACAGAAUAAAAAGGGAUUAAUAUUUAGAGUUGAUAGAGCUGUUAGUCCUAUAAAUUAUAAAACACCUGCUGCUAAAAUAUUUGUCGAUAAAGCAGUAAAUACUGUAAAAGUAGCUUUUGUAAAUAAGUCUACUACUACAAGUCCUAUUCAUGAGGGAUCAAUAUUUGGUGAGAUAACUACUGCAAAAAUAGUUCAGGAAACUGUUACUCCCGUAAAAUUGCCUGUUCCCACCCAGCUUACACCCAGACGCGGUAUAAAUAAGGGUUCAAUAUUUGACGACAUUCCCACUCCUAAACCUGUAGAUGACAAGGAUCCAAUAAAAUUACCUUUAGCAUGCAAGAAUGCAUCAAGGAGCAUACAGAGAAUAUCAUUAUUUGAUGAAAUUCCUAAUUCUAAAACUGCAGUUGAUGAAGAUGUCAUAUCUACAAAAUUGCCCCUUAGUAGUCAGAAAGCAGCUAAACAUGAUGCAAAUAAGAAACAAUCGAUGUACGACGAAAUUUCUGCCCCUACGUCAAUGGUUACUGCAGGCCAGAAAUUAGCUAAAGGAGCCACUAAUAAAGGAUCAAUAUUUGACGAAAUUAGGAAUGUUAGUCCCAUAAAAUUAUCUCCUGCAAGUGAGAAAGAAACUAGACUUACUGAAGAUAUAGUGUCAUUGUUGCAUGAAGUUUCUGCUCCUAAACCUGCAGAUAAAGCUGAUAGUCUUAUAAAAAAUACUCCUGGAGGCCGUAAUGUAGCUAAACGCGCUAUUGAUAUGGAUUAUCUCUUUGAUGAAUUGCCUACUCCUAAAACUACAGUUGAUAGCGCUGUUAGUCCUAUCAAAUUACGACCUGAAAGUAGGGAUACUGCUACAAGUCCUAUUAAAUUACAACCUGUAUGUAAGGAUACAGCUGAAAGUCCCAUCAAAUUUCCUAGAAAUAAUGCAGUUUCUGGUUAUUUAUCUGCGAACCAUCAAAUACCGAUAAAAGAAUGUCUUGAAUUGAACGACAGAAACAAUUUAUGCAAUAGUGAUGAUACUGAAAUUGAAAUGAUUCUUAAUACCAUGAGGUUCACCCAUGAAGUUAUAACUCCAAUUCCACCGACCCCAACGAUUCCUGUUCGCACUAGAUCUAAAGUUCUAGCCAAAGCUAAUAAACAUACUGACAAUGAAGUUUCCGAGUUACUUAGGGAAUCUAAAGAACAGGCUAAUGUGGGACAUCUAGUAAAGAAAGUAAGAAAUACUAAAAAACUACCUUAUAUAACUUUUAAAUGUCAGAAGAAUAAGAAAAUUAUGGAGGACUGCAACAUACGUGAUGUGAAUGGAGAAAAUAAGACUGCAUCAUAUAUCAAGCUUGUAAAUGCGGAUUCUGAGCUGAUAACAAUUAUUGAAGUCAUAGAAGAUCCAACUUCUAGCGAAGAAUCGGGAAUAAUAGAGGAAUAUAAAGAAAAUACAAACAACAAUUCAUCUAAACGUACAUUGUCAAACACAUUUGAUCAGGAAAAGGAGGUUGAAGACGUCGGCGAUGAAUCACUUUCAAGACAAAAUACAGACACCAUUGAUGAAAUUGGUAAUAAAUCCAUAAUGAGAGCAAAACCGAAGAAAUUAACCCGACUUCAAAAACUUCGAAAAACGCUGAUACCUCAAAGCAAAAUAAAGAAAGAUGUCUUGCCUCCAGCGCGAAAAUUGCGUGCAAGAAUAGAACAGCUGCAGAUCAACAAGAAAAAGGCAAAAGCUUCAGAAUUAAAGGUGACAUUAAGUAGUGAUGAAGCUUACCAAAAAGCUGUUAAAAUCAUGGCUGAAUUAAAAUUGAAAGAAAAUACUACUAAAGUAAAAACUAUCAAUGGGAAAAAGAGACAUUCUAUGCCAAGUUCGCUAGUAUCUAAAAUUGAUAAUGAAAAUAAUGGUAACGAAACACAUGUUGCCAAUUGUAUUUUAACUAGAAGCCGCAUCAAACGUUUAUCAUUGUCACAUGACAAAGAUGCUGUUGACGUUUUAUCACAGACAAAAAUAAAUGAAACAAUGAAUGAAUUUAAAUUACGCGAUAAAGUUCAGGUUAAAGAUGAUGCGGAAAUGCCGCCUAUUUUCGACAAAAAACGGUCUAAGUGUACAUUUGUUGACAAACCUAUAGAACUAAGUACAAGGAUUUUACGCAGUUAUUCGCGACGAAUGAGCGAAGAGAGUGAGAGUGAAAGAUGUGAAUCUGAUACAACUGAUAAAGUAACUCAAAAAUGCCAGUCACUAUCCGUACCUAAGGCGCAGAGCGACAGCCAUAAAAGUGAAGUUGUCGGAAUUGAUAAAAUUAUUCAACAUAAUAAUUCACCGCUUGUAUCUAAGACACAAAGUAUUCCAGAAAAUGCGAAUAGUUCAACUGAACUAGUUGAUUACAAUGAUCUCGGUCUAUUUGAUGAUGAACCAUGUCCAAAGAAAAUUAAAAUUCAUGAAAACAAUAACAAUAACCCAGUUCAAGAAAAUAAUAAUGUAUCAGGCAUCAUACUAAACCCACAAGACAGUGUUCUCUGUAAAAUGAUUGAUAGAUAUGGUAUUAAAACUAUUAAAAACAUGCCUAAGAAGAUUCCCGAAUCUGUUAUAAAAGCUGUUUCCAAGAAACUGGAAGAUGGAAUUGCACAUAUAAUAAAAUUGCCAAUGUCUGAUACAAAGAAUGCAAUGAACAAACUAGCAAAUGAUAUGCAGAGAUGGACAUGGAAAGAUUUUUUAAGAGGCUUAAUACUCUAUUUAAUGGAACCUACGCGAAAAUUGGAAUUGUACAAUAAAAUAAAUGCAGUUAAUGCUCCAUCAAUGACCAAUUCUGAGCAAGUUCUUUUAUACAUAGUGACAAGAUUGAGAGCUUGUUGGCAGGAUGUUGAUUUGUUUGACUGCAUUUUCAGUCAAAUUGAAUAUACUCUUUUCAAAUUAAAUAACGCUCCUGAAUUUGACGCCAUUGAAAGCUUGUCACACUUUUAUGCCAUUUUGUGCAAAUAUGUAAAAGCAAAGAAUCGCUUGAGAAUCUUUGUACUAGAUGCAAUGUAUUGUCUCCAAUAUAAAGCUGUUCCAUUGAUUAAACAGUGUAUUGAAGUAUGGUUCCACAUUCUACCUUUAGCACACUUGGGAAUAGCUAAAAGUCCCUUGGUUACCUGCGUAGUAUAUCUGUUACACUAUUACAAAUGUGAAGACAAAUUUAAUAGGGUUCAAGAUAUAAGACAUAUUUUGCAUCACAAGUAUUAUUUCAAUAUAACUGAUUGGAACGAAACUAGGAUUUUAGAAAUGUUUAAACAUGCAAUCCAUGAAUUAAGAGAUAAUCCGGUUGAGAGGAAAAUGAUGCGUUUGGCUUUGAUUAUACUGGCGAAACGCCAAGGGCCGCAAUGGUGUCAGAACAAACUCAUUAAAAAUAUACUCCUACCUGUAAUCGACGGUUCGCAAGCUGAUGUUUCAGAUAUAGUCAAGGCAUUCUGUGUGUCCAUGCUAGGGCCACUCCUAAAGCCUUAUCCAAUGGAUAUGAAAGUACAUUGCGAAAUAAUUUUGAACCAGCUAUUAGAUAUGUUGGAUCAUAAUCACUCUCCACGAGUUCAAGAGGCGAUAUAUUCAAGUCUGAUAUCCAUGAGUAAGCACAAUCAAACUCGCGUCAUACAAGCUCUACUUUCAUGGCACCCACAGAAAAUAUCUACUGACGCAGAAAAUAUAAUCAAAUGUUACGUAAAGGAAAAACCAGUGAGAGUGUGGAAAACAAUUUUAUCGAAAAUUUCGCUAGUACGUUAAUAAUUUUCGAAAUUUUCAUGUAACAGGUGUAUAUUAUGGUCAUAUAUUGAAAUACCCAUCACUCACAAAAAAAAUGCUCAUCACUGCAUACUAAGGACAUUCGUAAGACAAUAGGCAAGAGGACAACCCGAUUUAUUUUUAACCAUCUUUGACUGGCUUCUGUUUCUAGUUUAGCAUUUUCUGAGCCUAUUGUCAUUAAACUAAACUUGUGUAAGAUCUUAAUAUACAAUCUGACGUCUGUAAGUUGCUUUUAAAUUAGAUAAGGGAUUUUAUUCGAAAUUGACGUGUAUUCUAGAAUUAGGCAUGAAAUCAGUAAAUGUAUACUGUAGUUUGUACAUAGGCACUGGCUGUAUUUUACGUUAAUUUCAAACCUGUGAUUUUUUUACUUCGUUCUGGAAGUGAGUAAUAAAUUACUCUAAGUAAGAAACACUUCUGUAGGUUAUGUUAUAUUAUUAAUUUAAAUAGCUUACAUUUAAAUAUACUUGAUAUAUGAAGUUUGUCUUUGUAAGUCAAAUAAAGGAAAUUUCAAUAAUACAUUAUUU